Molecule: messenger RNA, 1101 nt
Organism: Saccharomyces kudriavzevii IFO 1802
Lineage: Eukaryota; Fungi; Ascomycota; Saccharomycetes; Saccharomycetales; Saccharomycetaceae
Gene: EOS1
Product: Eos1p
Exons: 1
Coding region: 1-1101 (366 amino acids)
Biological process (GO): cellular response to oxidative stress; protein N-linked glycosylation
Cellular component (GO): endoplasmic reticulum membrane
Source: RefSeq, a predicted model, not a curated record
AUGACUUCCAUAUUGAGUAGCAGUAUGGCUCCCCACGAGGAUAAGUAUGCCAAGCAUGACCGAGCGACUUUCAAAAAGACAUACAGCUCCAUGAAAACACUGUCUUUGAACCAUCUGACUGCCAAGCAGCACAUGCUGAUGGCCCUGUGCAGGGACAUAUCACUUUUGCCGCCGUUGACUUACAUCUUCACAUCUCUGCGGAAGGCCUGGAGGGUCUCCAUGCGCACCAGCAUAAAGCUUUACGAGCCACAAUCGCUGAGAGAUGCGUUCACCUACUUUUGGCAGAAGCUGAAUAGCGCUUACGAUAACAACUCGUCAUUUGAUGGGUCUUCUCAGGAGACCAUGAGCGGCAACAGCAAGGAUUCCCUCUUAUUAUCCGCACUGACCACGGCCAGAGCGUCCGAAUAUCUUCUCUGUUCACUUUGGUGCUUAGUGUCUUUAUACCUCUCGUAUGCCAUCCUGGACUCCCUGAUGGUCCGCUGGAUCGUCAAAUACUCCACGGUGGCCGCCAUCUUGAGAAUGUUUUCCAUGUCCUUGAUCAUCGUCACGUUGGAACUCCUGCUGCUGUCGUCUUUAUCUCCAGAACUCGACUAUUUUCUGCAUACAUGGAUACUCAUUAGUUGUGUGCUAACAGCGGUAUAUAUCUGGCAGAGCUAUCUUACUUCCGAUUUGAGGUAUUUCAGAAAUCAGGAAGGUGAAGUACAAGAGGACACCAGUGUUCGGGAAGAAGCAGAUGACGAUGAUGACGGCGAGGGCGACAUCAACGACGACCCUCACAUCGUGAUGGCAGACGACGGCGCAGUGGAUACCUCACGCUACGAUGCGCUCUCAGAUAACAGCGACGAUCGGCUGCUGCAAGUCAAUAGGCCCUCGAGCACCCAUUCACAAAGCCCCAAAAGAUCCAAAAAAUCUCCGAAAAACGCAUUCAAUUUCACCACCAAGAGAACCAUAGAUUUAUAUAAAAUUACUGUGCUCUGUGUUGUUCCCGUGGGACUGGCUAGUUUUAUUACCAUGUUGGGCUUACUUCGAAAUCUAUUCAUCCAAAGAUUGGAUGUGGAGCAAUUAGAAAGAAUACUGCAUGAAAUGCAUUCCUCCGCAUAA